Messenger RNA from Monopterus albus (swamp eel), 2912 nucleotides. RefSeq names its product F-box protein 30a (gene fbxo30a). Gene Ontology annotation, molecular function: ubiquitin protein ligase activity; protein binding; zinc ion binding. The coding region runs from base 288 to 2501 and encodes 737 amino acids. The record is from RefSeq and is a predicted model, not a curated record. Lineage: Eukaryota; Metazoa; Chordata; Actinopteri; Synbranchiformes; Synbranchidae. The transcript is spliced from 3 exons.
CUGAGACGUUUUACAUCAAGAGCAACACAAACGCCGACAGUCAGAGAAGCGAAGGACUCACAGACGAUUCUUAAGCUAUAGCCACUUCAUAUCAUAAGAAUAUUUAGAUGCAUUUAAUAUUGAGAGAUGUAUAUGUAGCUAUAGAUUCUGUAGUGCUGAUGUCGACACAGCUGAUGUAAGGCAAGACACAUUAAUAAAAGACACGUGGAGAGCCCCGUAACUCGGGGUUGAACGCUUCAUCACUUUUGCCUGCCAGACUCAUUUGGGCAAGGAGCAAUUCAGUAAAAAUGGAGAAUCUGCACCCCCACUGCCUUAAAUGCAUCAACAGAAGAUGCAUGAUAAGACCAGAGUCUGGGAUUUCCUGUGACCUCAUCGGCUGCCCUCUUGUCUGUGGGGCAGUUUUUCACUCAUGCAAACUAGAGGAACAUCGUCUGCUGUGUCCAUAUGAACGGCUGCCUUGUCUAAACAGUGGGUUUGGCUGCCCAUUCACAAUUACAAGGAUCAAGAUGGCUCAGCACCUUGAGACUUGCCCUGCAAGUAUUGUAUGUUGUACUAUGGAGUGGAACCGCUGGCCUGUGAGCUAUGCAGAUCGCAAGUCCUAUGAAAACUUGAGCAAAGAAUUUGAUGAGGUGGAGCAGCUAGACAUGGCCUUGGCCCUGCAGGAUCAGCGGAUGUUGUUACAGUCCCUGAAGGUUACAACCACUGUGUCAAAAAAUGGAGAAAAGGAAGUGGAUGAAGGUGACAAGAUGGCCACGGCAUCAAGUUCACCAGAGAUGGUGUUGGGUAAUGGAAUAAUGGAGAUGGAAGAAGAACCCUAUAAUGAGCUGUAUAGGGCCUCAGUGGACACAAGCAGAAGUUUGGCAGCAGCUUUGGAUAUCCUCAGUAAUUCUAAAGAUAUUGGUGUAAUUGUUGGAAAUUUAAAUGGGGAAAAGACUGAUAAGAAUGGAGCAAUCCACAAUGGAGAAAAUGGUGACAGUAAUUAUGUUUAUGUCGCUGAGGGUGGGAAGAAUGUAAAUAUGCAAGAGAGUGACUCUGAUUCUGACUGUGAGCUUGGAGCAGUAGGUGGAGUGGAUUGUGCUGUGCGAACAGAUGGAGAAGAAGACAGUGUUAGUUGGGCAGAAGAAAAUUUUGUUGAGCUGUUUUUUGAAAAGGAGGAGGAUAUUACCGAGGAGCCAAUAAAUGAUUCCCACCUUGUCUGGCCAGAGAUGCCUCAGAAUUACAUGCCUGUUGUAGCACUGGAGCCUCCUGUGCCUCAACAAGAACAACUUGCACCUCAAAUGCCGUUCUUGAUCUCUGAUCACGUGCGAAAUAACUUCCUACAACACUUACCCACUGAACUCAGGUAUAGGUGCUUGGAGCGUAAGCUACAGAGUGUAGAAGUCCUUAGAGGUAUAAGUAUGUUUACAUUUAAUGGACGUCGAACUCUGUUGUCAGACCCCUACUUGAUUCGAGCAAAGAUGGAGGACAAGGCAGUAGACACAUCUGACCUGGAGGUAGCAGAUGACCCCAUGGGCCUCCAUGGGAUUGACCUAAUCACUGCAGCUUUGCUCUUUUGCCUUGGCGACUCUCCAGGGGGCAGAGGAAUCUCAGACAGCAGAUUUGUUGAUGGCUACCACAUUAACUUUGGUACUCAGACAUUCUCCUUCCCUUCAGCCAUUCUUGCGACCAACACCAUGGUAGGUGAUAUUGCUUCAGCCUCAGCCUGUGAUCACGCCAGCCCACAGCUUUCCAACCCAAGCCCCUUCCACACUCUCAGGCUGGACCUGGUGCUUGAAUGUGUGGCUCGAUACCAAACUAAGCAGCGCUCCAUGUUCACUUUUGUCUGUGGGCAGUUGUUCCGUCGUGAUGAGUUCUCGUCUCAUUUCAAAAAUGUUCACGGGGAUAUUCAUGCCGGACUCAAUGGCUGGAUGGAGCAGCGCUGUCCCUUGGCCUAUUAUGGCUGCACCUACUCCCAACGGCGAUUCUGCCCAUCUGUGCAGGGCUUCCGAAUCAUCCAUGACAGGCACCUCGGCUCCUUUGGGGUUCAGCCUGGUUUGCCCUUAAAAGCUGGGGAUAGCCUCCAAAGAAACACCUGCCACUUUGUCUCUAAGUGUGAUCAGUUCAGCAGUCUUCCAUUUGAAGUGUUGCAACAUGUAGCAAGCUUCCUGGACAGCUUCAGCUUGUGCCAGCUGUCCAGGGUCUCCCGCACCAUGAGGGAUGUGUGUGCCAGUCUCCUCCAGAUGCGUGGCAUGGUCGUUCUGCUGUGGGAGAAGAAACGGUGUGCUGAUGGGUCUCUCUCAUGGCAGAUCACUGAUAAGGUGUGGCGCUUCAGCACAGCAUUCGGUACAGUGAAUGAGUGGAAGUUUGCCAAUAUCGCCAGCAUGGCCGACCACCUCAAGAAGUGCAAGUUUAACACGAUUGCUCGUCGGGAGGAGGCCAUUCCUCUGCCAUGCAUGUGUUUCACCAGGGAGCUCACAAAAGAGGGGAGAUGUUUACGUUCGGCUCUCAAACCAGUAGCAUGAGUAUGAACAUCUUUUGGACAUUUCUGAGACCAUCAGAACCCAAGAAACAUGUUCCUUCAGUGUUUACAGACAUGAGUCCUUUCCGGCCUCAAAAGAUAGAAAACAUCUGGUUGGAUGCUAUAAAAUGUUGGUUUUCUUUGCUUCACAGUGAAAAUAUGAUUCACUCCCAUUAACAGGACGCAGCCGGUAAUGGGUUGGUGUAUAUCAGCGGAGGCUGGCAUGCUGCAGUCCCAUAUCAGGACAGUAAAGAAGCAGAAUUACACUGCUAGCCUUCUUUUCUUCCCUCCGGUGGAUUUAUUAAUACAUACCGUUGUACCAUUAUUUACUCUGACACUGUGGAAAUAAUCAGAUGUUUUGAUGUGGAUUCUUUUUUAUUUUUAUAUUAAAAAGUCAGUACUGUGCUACAUCAGA